AAUGUGAACCCACUAACUCAAAUUGGAAGAAGGAAGAGAUGAGCUCCUGUUCACGACCGAGUAUUAUGCAUGUGGGCUCAUCAAGAAGAAGAAGCAACCCCGCUUCUUCUUCUAUAUAUAUAUAUACACUUAACUCCACUUCUAACAUCCAACCAAAAAUGAGAAAGUUGUGUUUCAACCCCAAAACGCCGUCGUUUGCCAUGGAGCGCAAUUCUCCCUCAAGCUCAAAGUCAACCCCAACGCCUCCGCGGCUCAGCUAUUCGGAGGAAGAUAGCUUCAUGGAGGAGGCGGAGUCACUCAUACUGAAAUGGAACGCAGACACUUCCGCAUACGCUAAAGUCACUUCCCUCUUCUACGAGGACAAGACCGAAGCCAAAAACUACAUAAACUGCGUUAACCAACUUCAGAACACCAUGCAUUCCUUAAUCUCCACAAACCCUUCCUCCCACAAACUCGUCCUCGCUCAAAACCUAAUGCAGAUCGCCAUGAAGCGCCUCAAGAAAGAGUUCUACCAGAUCCUAUCCACCAACCGCGCUCACCUCGACCCCGAAUCCCUCUCCGCCAGAUCCUCCCGCACCUCCGCCACCUCCAGCGCCUCCGACUGCGACGACGAAGACGACGACAUCCGCGCCGCCGCAGACUCCAUCUCCGAGGUCGAGCAGGUUUCCUCCGCCGCCGUCGCCGAUCUCAAACUAAUCGCCCACUGCAUGCUCUCUUCCGGCUACGCCAAAGAAUGCGUCAGCGUCUACAUCAUCAUCCGUAAAUCCAUCAUCGACGAAGGAAUCUACCGCCUCGGCGUCGAGAAAUUAAGCUCCUCCCGCGCCAACAAGAUGGACUCGGAGGUUCUUGAUUUCAAGAUCAAGAGUUGGUUAGAGGCGGCCAGGAUUUCAGUUAGAACGCUCUUCAACGGAGAGAGAAUCCUCUGCGACCACGUCUUCGGUUACUCAGAUUCCAUCAGAGAAUCAUGCUUCGCCGAAAUUUCAAGAGACGCUGCCUCUCUCCUCUUCGGAUUCCCCGAACUCGUCGCCAAAACAAAGAAAUACUCACCGGAGAAGCUCUUCCGCGUGCUCGACAUGCACGCCGUCGUUUCCGAGCUCUGGCCGGAGAUCGAGUCUAUUUUCUCCUCCGACUACACCUCCGCCGUUCGCUCUCAAGUCCUCGCCUCGCUUCAACGACUCACCGAUUCCGCGCAAAACUCGCUCGCGGAGUUCGAGUCCACGAUCCACAAAGACUCUUCCAAGUUGGCGCUGAACGGCGGCGGCGUGCACUGGCUCACGAUUCAGACGAUGAAUUACCUCGCGAUUCUCGCCGAUUACGUGAACGUCCUCUCCGACAUAUUCCCGCGCGCGGACUGGCUUCCGCCGCCGCGUUCGUCGUCGCUGCCGGAAUCUUAUUUAUACAGUCCAGAAUCGGAUUACUCGGCGUCGACGCCGGCGCUGACGGCUCGCGUGGCGUGGCUGAUUCUCGUACUGCUGUGCAAGCUGGACGGCAAAGCAAGGCAUUGCAAGGACGUUUCGCUGUCGUACCUGUUUCUGGCGAACAAUCUCUGGUACGUGGUGGCCAGAGUCCGAAGCUCGAACCUGCAGUACGUGCUUGGCGACGAUUGGAUCGCGAAGCACGAAGCGAAAGCGAAAAGGUUCGUUGCGAACUACGAGAAGGUGGCGUGGGGAGAAGUUGUUUCGUCGCUGACGGUAAAUCCUGGCGCGGCGGAGGCGAGAGAGGUGUUUGAGAAGUUCAACGCGAAAUUCGAGGAAGCGUAUCGGAAGCAGAACUCGUUCGUGGUGGCUGACAGAGACAUGCGAGACGAAAUAAAGGGCUCGAUCGCGAGAAGUAUAGUGCCGAGAUAUCGCGAGUGGUACGAUGCGGUGCUUGCCACGGUGGGAUCAGUGAGGGACUUGACGGUGACGGAGUACGUUACGUUUACCCCUGAGGAUGUUGAAAAUUACGUGGCUAACCUCUUCUUUUUUGGAACGGCGUCCUCAUCGGUAACUUCGUCCCCUCACCGGCGUUGGAGUUAAGUUAAGUGAGUGCUGUACAAAUUAAGUAUAGAGUUUUGACAUAGCCAACAAAAUAGAUAGCGUUCUUUGUCA
This is a messenger RNA of Cajanus cajan (pigeon pea), 2090 nucleotides long. RefSeq names its product exocyst complex component EXO70H1. Gene Ontology annotation, biological process: exocytosis. The record is from RefSeq and is a predicted model, not a curated record. Gene Ontology annotation, cellular component: exocyst. Gene Ontology annotation, molecular function: phosphatidylinositol-4,5-bisphosphate binding. Lineage: Eukaryota; Viridiplantae; Streptophyta; Magnoliopsida; Fabales; Fabaceae.